Vanessa tameamea is the source of this 2042-nucleotide messenger RNA. RefSeq names its product putative fatty acyl-CoA reductase CG5065. Gene Ontology annotation, cellular component: peroxisome. NCBI's taxonomy places the organism in Eukaryota, Metazoa, Arthropoda, Insecta, Lepidoptera, Nymphalidae. The coding region runs from base 125 to 1609 and encodes 494 amino acids. The record is from RefSeq and is a predicted model, not a curated record. The transcript is spliced from 13 exons. Gene Ontology annotation, molecular function: alcohol-forming very long-chain fatty acyl-CoA reductase (NADP+) activity. Gene Ontology annotation, biological process: long-chain fatty-acyl-CoA metabolic process.
CGGUCAGACGCGGAGACUUGAAGUUGAGUAGUGUGACGGAAUUAAGUUGAUUUAAUUGAGUUUUAACGAGUUUAGUGAGUGUUGUGUUUUUUUAAGUUCAGUUGUAAUAGAUACAAAUCACAAAAUGGCGCCAUCAAUAGGCGUGUCAGAAUUCUACGCUGGGAAGACAAUCUUCAUAACAGGAGCUACGGGUUUUAUGGGAAAAGUUCUUAUAGAAAAACUUUUAAGAUGCUGUCCGGAUUUAAAAAGGAUUUAUUUACUAAUGCGACCGAAACGAGGACAAAAUACCAAAGAACGACUUGACGACUUCAUAAAUUGCCAAAUUUUUGACUAUCUUCAAGACAAAUCUCCGAAAGCCUUCGAUAAAAUUACAGUAAUCCAGGGCGAUAUCCUGUUAGAAGAUCUAGGUAUUAGCAUACAAGACUGGGAUCUUUUACAGAAAGAAACUGAGGUUUUGUUCCACUGCGCAGCGUGUGUACGAUUCGACAUGUUCAUACGAGACGCGGUGAACAUGAAUACAGUCGGCACUUUAAAAGUCCUCAAAUUAGCCGAUGGAAUGAAAAAAUUGGAGGUUUUCGUCCACGUCUCAACUUCCUACUGCCGCUGCGAAGUUCACACCCUGGAGGAACGUCUAUACCCAGCCAAGCACAGACCACAGGAUGUCAUUGAAUGCGUCAAGUGGAUGGACGAUGAUCUUCUAACCUACCUUCAGCCGAAACUUAUAGACCCUCAACCGAAUACGUAUGCCUACACCAAGUCGCUCACUGAAGAUCUGGUCUCGCAGUACGUCGGGAAGUACCCCAUCGUAAUCGCAAGACCGUCUAUUGUAACGGCAGCCUACAAGGAACCUUUGCCUGGUUGGGUUGACAACAUGAACGGACCGACGGGACUCUUAGUUGGCGCUGGAAAAGGAGUGAUCCGCACGAUGCAUUGCAACGACUCGUAUUCAGCGGACGUGAUCCCAGUCGACAUGGCCGUGAAUGCAUGUAUUUUGCUUUCGUACUUAACUGCUCUUGAAAAGCCGAAAGAGGUUCGAAUCUGUAACAUAACACAGUCCGGUAACAACCCCAUCACUUGGGGCCAAGCACUCGAUAUGGGUCGUAUUCACGUCCAAGAGUUCCCAUUCUCCGUGUGUCUUUGGUACCCAGGGGGUUCACCGAAGAGCUCCAAGGUCCAGCACCUGAUCGCAGCCUUCUUCACUCACCUCCUACCAGCUUACUUUGUCGAUUUAAUCAUGUUUUUAAUGGGCAAGAAAACUUUCAUGAUAAAAAUACAAAAACGCGUCAGCUACGGUCUAGACGUCCUACAAUACUACACCACGAAGGAAUGGUUCUUCAACAACGAUAACUACAGAGCUCUUUCUAAACAAGUUUCCAAAGUCGAUAAUGAAAUAUUUUACACCAAUUUGGAGGUUAUGCACUGGAGUGCUUACAUAAGGAACUACAUAAAGGGCGCUCGGGAGUACUGCUGCAAAGAAGACCCUGCGACGUUACCACAGGCCAGGAAACUGCACAGACAAUUGUACUACUUGGACAAGGCAGUCCAGUUUGUCAUCUAUUUCCUAAUUGCAUAUUUCAUUUAUUAUUAUAUAAUACGUUUCUUUUGUUGAUGCUAUUCAAUUAUAUUAUAUCUCUGUGUAAAUAACAUAAGUAAAUAAUGUUUGAAAACAAAGAUAUCUAAAGAAAACUUAGCACAAAUUAAUUCCGAUAAUAAUCACGAAAGUAAACAAUUUGGAUUCAAUGAAUUAAUUAUAUGAUGUAUUUACAAAUUCAAGCAUUUGUACCGAUAUGUUGAUUAAGUUGCAGCUAGAGUCAUUAUUUAUAUGUUCCUUUAAAUAGUAUUAGUAAUCAAAUUGAAAAUUAACAAAAUAUACGAGCCUUAGAGAAAUCAUAAUGAUAAAUCAUAGUGUAACAUUGGACAUCUCAUCUCAGAAACAUAAACAUUAUAUCUCCCAAACCAACUUUAAAACGGCGCACGCUCAUUGGUCAAAUCAAACAGCGUCCCGUCCCUUUUCACGAAAUCACUUUACAAAUUGCGAGAAA